Molecule: messenger RNA, 660 nt
Organism: Ostreobium quekettii
Lineage: Eukaryota; Viridiplantae; Chlorophyta; Ulvophyceae; Bryopsidales; Ostreobiaceae
Source: the annotation of a GenBank genome assembly
AUGACGCUCGCAGCAUGGACGGCACGCGCCCAGCUCUCCUGCCCCACCGCAGAUUCCGAUGGAAGCUCCGAGGGCACGGGCCCGAUGCCGCUCGUGGCAGGGGGCGUCCCCGCGGAGGCCUGCCGCUACCCCUACAUGGCCUCUUUAAGUAACAAGAACUACGGCGGGGCGCACAUUUGCGGCGGCACGCUCGUGCACGAGUCCUGGAUCCUGACCGCCGCCAGCUGCGUGGACAAGCGGUUCUCCAACAGGGACUUCGCCAGCCCGGACGCGUCCCUCAACGGCCUGCGGCAGGGCAUGCCGGAGACGUUCCAAGAGAACAUCCCGACUGUAGAAGCUGAUCUUCAGAUUCAUCCGGAAUACGAUGGGGACCCUGUCUCUGGCUACAAUGUAGCACUCCUAAGGCUGGAAUCUCCAUCAAAGCAGCCCCCCAUCAAACUGAUUGCACCAGAUGAGGGUCUGGAGGCAGGGGAGUUGGUUGGCCUGAUAGGCUGGGGACGAUCCGGAGGCACUGGUGCAUUUGCAUCAACACUGUUAGAGGCAACUGACGUGGAGCUCGAAGGUCCGGACGUCUGUGCCGACUUUGGUGCCAAGGACACGGCAAAGGUGUUUUGCGCAGGUGCUGGGGACCACGCAUUCUGUCAAGGUGCGGGAUGGUAA